Molecule: messenger RNA, 3574 nt
Organism: Xiphias gladius (swordfish)
Lineage: Eukaryota; Metazoa; Chordata; Actinopteri; Istiophoriformes; Xiphiidae
Product: arf-GAP with coiled-coil, ANK repeat and PH domain-containing protein 3-like
Exons: 26
Coding region: 167-2734 (855 amino acids)
Cellular component (GO): cytoplasm
Molecular function (GO): protein binding; GTPase activator activity
Source: RefSeq, a predicted model, not a curated record
UGCCGCGCACUGAGCUCGCACUUUGUGUCACGGUGCCACCGGGUGAGAGGCGACAGACUGCUGCGCGUCCGGGGAUACCAGUCCCCAUCCGCAAGGUUCAAGCGACAUCCCGCUGCGGGCAAUGACAUUGGCGGACUGAAGUGGGAAUACACGAGAAAACGCAAAAAUGACGGUGGACUUUGAAGAAUGUAUAAAAGAUUCACCCCGAUUCAGGGCUGGCAUUGAUGAUGUGGAGACAGAUGUGGUGGAGAUCGAGGCAAAGCUUGACAAGCUGGUGAAGCUGUGCAGUGGGAUGAUUGAGGCCGGCAGGACCUACGUCAGCGCCAACAAGCUCUUUGUUAAUGGCAUCAAGGACCUGUCCCAGCAGUGCAAGAAAGAGGAGAUGAUAUCAGAAUGCCUUGAAAAGUGUGGAGAAAGCCUCCAGGAGAUCGUCAACUACCACAUGAUUUUGUUUGACCAGGCUCAGAGGUCCAUCAAGCAGCAGCUUCACACCUUCAUUAAAGAGGAUGUGCGUAAGUUCAAGGACACCAAAAAGCAGUUUGACCGGGUGCGUGAGGACAUGGAGCUGGCCCAGGUGAAGAACGCCCAGGCACCCAGGAACAAGGUCCAUGAGGCAGAGGAGGCCACACAGGCCCUCAUUCUCAGUCGCAAAGCCUUCAGGCACCUGGCGCUGGACUACGUACUACAGAUUAAUGUUCUUCAGGCCAAGAAGAAGUUUGAAAUCCUGGAUGCAAUGCUGUCCUUUAUGCGGGCCCAGUACACUCUGUUCCAACAAGGCUUUAAUAUCUUGGAUGAGAUUGACCCUUUUAUGAAAAAACUGGCUGCACAGCUGGAUCAGCUGGUCAUUGACUCGGCCGUGGAGAAGCGGGAGAUGGAGCACAAACACGCCCUCAUCCAGCAGAGAACUCUGAUGCAGGACUUUUCCUAUGAUGACCCCAAGUUGGAAUUCAAUGUGGAUGCACCCAACGGUGUGGUCAUGGAAGGCUACCUCUUCAAGAGAGCCAGCAACGCUUUCAAGACUUGGAACAGGCGGUGGUUUUCUAUACAAAACAGCCAGCUGGUCUACCAAAAGAAACUCAAGGACUCUUUGACAGUGGUGGUGGAGGACCUGAGGCUGUGCUCAGUCAAACCUUGUGAAGAUAAUGAGAGGAGAUUCUGCUUUGAGGUGGUUUCACCCACCAAGAGCUGUAUGCUGCAGGCUGAGUCUGAGAAGCUACGGCAGGCUUGGAUCCAGGCAGUCCAGGCAAGCAUUGCCUCUGCUUACAAAGACAUCGGCGAUAAUUAUUACAUUGAGCGGUUGGAUCGGACAGCCUCGCCCUCCACGAGCAGCAUCGACUCUGCCAGCGAGCCCAGAGAGAGGGGGGAGAGGGCUGAUAAAGGAAUGAGGGGGGGGGGAGAAAGCCUCCUCCAGAGGGUACAGAUCCUGCCAGGCAACGAGCUGUGCUGUGACUGCGGCCAAACGGCUCCAUGCUGGGCUUCCAUCAACCUUGGAGUGCUGCUCUGCAUCGAGUGCUCAGGGAUCCACAGGAGUUUAGGCGUUCAUUGCUCUAAAGUGCGUUCACUGACGUUAGACUCAUGGGAGCCAGAGUUACUCAAGUUGAUGUGUGAAUUGGGGAACACUGUGAUUAACCAAAUUUACGAGGGAGGCUGUGAGGAACUAGGAGCAAAGAAACCUGGACCCUCCAGUUCAAGGCAGGAGAAGGAAGCCUGGAUCAAGUCAAAAUACGUGGAGAAACGCUUCCUGAAGAAAAUGAGUGGGAGCGAAGCAUUAGUGGAGGGUGAAAGGAAGUCUCGCCCCUGGACAGUGAAGAAAUGCCAGCGACACAACAGCUCUGUUCGGGCCCCAAACAAGGCCCGCAGGAAAUACCACCGCUAUGAGCCAGGCAGCGCCUCCCAUGCAAACCUCUCAGCAGCAGCGGCAGCAAAGUUUCGCCGGGACUCCCUGUUCUGUCCAGAUGAGCUGGACUCACUAUUUUCCUACUUUGACACCGGCUCUGGUCCUCGCAGCCCCGCAGGUCUUAGCAGUGACAGCGGCCUGGGAGGCAGCACAGACGGUAGCACUGACAUCCUGGUUUUUGGCUCGGUGGUGGACAGCGUCACAGAAGAAGAGGAAGAGUCGGAGGAGUCGUCCAGUGGUGAGGUGGAGAUUGAACAGGAAAUGUCUUCAGACCCCGAAGAUCCAAGGGAGCUGCAUCCUGGGGCUCUCCUCCACCGAUCCUCACGGCUACACAACCUGCCGCUCAUGGCCGAGGCGUUGGCACACGGUGCUGACGUACACGCUGCAAGUGAGGAGGAAGAGGGGAAAACGCCACUCAUACAGGCCGUGAACGGGGGCUCUCUGAUAGCUUGUGAGUUCCUGCUACAGAACGGAGCUGAUGUGAACCAGAGGGACAUGAGAGGCAGAGGCCCGCUGCACCACGCCACCUACCUGGGGCACACUGGUCAGGUGUGUCUGUUCCUGAAGAGAGGAGCAUCACAGACGGAGGUGGAUGAGCAGGGCCACGACCCCCUCAGUAUUGCUGUCCAGGCUGCCAACGCAGACAUUGUCACCCUAUUGCGUUUAGCACGGAUGAACGAGGAGAUGCGAGAGGCCGAGGCUCCACUGGGUCAACCAGGGGUUGCCACGGGCAGCAGGAGAGUUAAACCCAAGGAUGUUCGGGAUAGAGUCACAACUCCUGUGUUGAUGUCUUUCGCGAGUUUUCUCUCCUCGCGUCUCUCCAGCCCGAGAAGUUGAGGAGAAGAAGCGUACAGUUCAGCCGCUGCAAGAAGCCACAGUGACCACCACUGACCAUCGCCGAUCACCCCUUUAUCUGAUCAAUCUUCAGUCACUUUGGAAACAAAAGGGAGGCAGUACGUGCCAUCCAAAGAGACAUUUUAAAUGCUGGGGAGUGAAUGCUGCAGGUAGGGGUAAGACGCCCCCCUUAAAAACAAUGUCAGACGUUUGGACCCCACUCUAUAUAUUUUGAAUAUCAAUAUGAUAUGUAAACAAUAAGUGUGCCCGAGUAAACAUUUUUAGAAGGUAAAUAAAUCAUAACAGACUACAACUUUGUUAUUAUAAAAGUAAAUGUAACUGGCAGCACUGUUGUCUUAGCAUGUCAGAAAAUCUGCGGACAUACCAUGUUGUUUUUUAAAGUGGCAAUCCGAAAGUUUAGUAUUGCACUUCCAUAAAGGUGAAGGACUCACAAGAGACAUACUUAAAAGGAGUCUUCCUAACUACUCAUACUCUCAAGUAUAGAUCAAGCACCCAAAUGACUGGAUUCUACAUUUACCAUAAUGGAACACAAUAGCAUAUUCUUUUAGAUCCUCCCUGCCUGGUAAAUGUCUGUCUUUUACAUUUCAUGCCACCUUAACAUUUGUAAUAUCCAGUCCAAAGCCAGAAUAACCCCAAUGACAUCAUCUGAGAUAUUUCUUUUAGAGACAGGAAAGCUUCUGCAAGAAUUAAAGCAAUCACUGCGCAAAUGUUUCCAUGGGCUUAAACAUGCUCCCUGUGAUGAGUAAACUAUACUGGUGGUUUAAAAUCAGUGAACUGCCCCUUUACUUUUUUGAGUAAUUUCCUUUUUUUUCAACCGGAAAU